AACAACGGUUCGCAGUAUUGUCUCCUGAAUACCUACGACCCCAACUUCCUCUAGCGCCGCCGCCGCCUCGCCCCUCUUCUGCGACCAGCACGCCGUCGUGAAGAAUGCCUCUCCUCCCCCUUCCCAAGCCGCCCUGGAUCUCGCGAUGGAGGUGGCCGCCGCCUGCCAUGGAAGCCUCGCCAACGGCCUCUAGAGUCCCACAUCCCCGAGAUCGACGCGAUUGCAGCCGCCUGGCCGAGGUCGUCGGCCCUCGACGGGCUCCUCCAUCACUUCUGGUUCCCCACAAUGGCUACGGGCCGUCUCCCCCUCUCCAUCCUGCACUCCUCCUUCUCCACUUCAAGUUUCCGGUCGUGGCUGAAGGUCGCUUCUCCCUAUCCACCCUUCCAAUCUGGAGCACAGGUGGAGAGCGUGGUUCUGUGCGGCGGAGAUGGCGCCCCGCAUCUGCGCGCCCAUAAGCCUGAACGGAGCUCCACCGAGGCCAUGGCCUCUCCAGGUGAUACCAUGUUACGCGAAUGCACAGGCAUAUGCAUUGAAAGCUCAUGUCCUGAUGCUACGUGUUUUUUGACAUCGACAAAUUUGAUUCUGUAUACUUGGCCUAGAGAUAAGAUCACUGAAAGUUUCACGAUAAAAAGUACACCUUCCCGAUCAUCAGGCUGUCACUGGGUGGAUAGAGAAUCCUCAGUUAUAUGUUGAUUAUUUCAUUGUCAAAAUCAAGAACGUUGCUGUUACUAAUGUCGCCCAUCUAAGUCACUAAGUCUUGAUCGUAAAAUGCAGUUUGAGCCUUAUAGGAAGGUAGCAGCUGUAUGAUGCUAUUUUGAUUCAGGAGAAUUAAAGACCACAAGCGGAGUAGAUCUUGCCUCUGUAAGCGGAGUAGGUUUACGAUUGUAUCCCCAAAAUUGCACCAUUAGCUAUUUUGUACUUGUGUUUUUUUCCGACAUCUCCUGUUGCUCUGCUUCUGUCACCAUCCCUUUCGCAUAGCCCAACAAGUUGCAUUUGCACUGUACGAUUAUGGUUGUUAUUAUAAUCUGGCGCUAAUACA
Molecule: messenger RNA, 1039 nt
Organism: Triticum aestivum (bread wheat)
Lineage: Eukaryota; Viridiplantae; Streptophyta; Magnoliopsida; Poales; Poaceae
Exons: 3
Coding region: 286-693 (135 amino acids)
Source: RefSeq, a predicted model, not a curated record